Molecule: messenger RNA, 1512 nt
Organism: Vicugna pacos (alpaca)
Lineage: Eukaryota; Metazoa; Chordata; Mammalia; Artiodactyla; Camelidae
Source: RefSeq, a predicted model, not a curated record
GCAGGCCCUAAGGUCUCCGCCCCCAGUCUCUCUGGGCACGACCCGCCAGCCCUCCCACUUCCGCGAGGGGGCAGGGGCGGGGUCACGAAAUAGGCCCUUUGCCCGGGGGCGGGGCUUUUCCUAAGGGGCAAAGCCAAGAGAUGGGAGAUGGCGCCGGUGCUGCCCGUGGUGCUGCCCCUCCAGCCCCGCAUCCGUCUGGCACAGGGGCUCUGGCUCCUCUCCUGGCUGCUGGCACUGGUCGGUGGCCUCACCCUCUUCUGUAGCGGGCACCUCCUGGUCCAGCUGCGGCACCUUGGCACAUUCUUGGCUCCCUCCUGCCCGUUCGCUACCCUGCCCCAGGUUGCCCUGGCAGCCAGUGCAGUGGCUCUGGGCACAGGACUGGUGGGUUCAGGAGCCAGCAGGGCCAGUCUAGAUGCAGCUCAGUACCCUCCCUGGCGUGGGGUCCUGGGCCCACUGCUGGUGGCUGGCACAGCUGGUGGCGGGGGUCUCCUGGUCCUUGCCCUGGGGCUAGCCCUGGUUUUACCUGGAACUCUGGACACAGGACUGGAGGAGGGCCUGGGUACUGCCUUGGCCCACUACAAGGACACAGAGGUGCCCGGACGCUGUCAAGCCAAACGGCUGUUGGAUGAGCUGCAGAUAAAGCACCAGUGCUGCGGGCGCCAUGGAUACAAGGAUUGGUUUGGGAUCCAGUGGGUCAGCAGCCGUUACCUGGACCCCAAUGACCAAGACGUGGUUGACCGGAUCCAGAGCAAUGUGGAAGGCCUAUAUCUGAUUGAUGGGGUCCCUUUCUCCUGCUGCAACCCCCACUCACCCAGGCCUUGCCUGCAAAGCCAGCUCUCAGACCCCCACGCCCACCCUCUCUAUGAUCCCCGACAACCCAACCUAAACCUCUGGGCCCAAGGAUGCCAUGGGGUGCUGCUGGGGUACCUGCAGGGGCUGGCAAGCACACUGGGCAACCUGUUGGCUGUUACCUUCCUGCUGCAGGCUUUGGUGCUCCUGGGCCUGCGGUACCUCCAGACGGCACUGGAGGGCCUUGGAGGAGUCAUUGAUGGGGAGGGAGAGGCUCAGGGCUAUCUCUUUCCCGGUGGGCUGAAAGACAUGCUGAAAACAGUAUGGCUACAGGGUGGGGUGGCCCACCGGCCAGCACCUGAGGAGGCCCCACCAGAAGAGGCACCUCCCAAGGAGGGUCCAUCUGAGGUCUAGUGGCCUGGAGCUUGGGGUGGGGAUGAGGAGUAGGGGGAAGGGGAGGGAUGGACAAUUCUGGAAACCUCACACCUCCCUACCAGGCUCCAGGUUAGGGAGGGGGGAAUCUCUGGGAUUAGAAGGGUUAAGGAUAGUCACUGAGCCAGACUUGGGUAGGGGAGAAAACAAGGUAUCCUAGGGCCUAACCCAUGGCCAAAACCACCAGGGAACAGAAAAAACAAAAACCAAAAAACAGGGUGGUAAGAAAGUAAUACGGGACGGACUGGAGACUGCUCUGGUGCACAGACUUAAUAAAGCUUUUGGACUGAA